This is a messenger RNA of Balearica regulorum gibbericeps (East African grey crowned-crane), 733 nucleotides long. The record is from RefSeq and is a predicted model, not a curated record. Lineage: Eukaryota; Metazoa; Chordata; Aves; Gruiformes; Gruidae.
UGCUUGGAUAUUCCUUGCUUCCUUCUCAGAUCCGGGAGCUGGUUCCUGAGUCCCAGGCCUACAUGGAUCUGUUGGCCUUUGAACGCAAACUAGACCAGACCAUUAUGCGGAAGCGUGUGGAUAUUCAGGAAGCGCUGAAGAGGCCAAUGAAGCAAAAGCGGAAACUGAGACUUUACAUCUCCAACACAUUUAAUCCUGCAAAAUCUGACGCUGAUGACUCUGAUGGCAGUAUUGCUUCGUGGGAGCUGCGAGUGGAGGGGAAGCUCCUGGAUGACCUCAGCAAACAGAAACGGAAAUUUUCGUCUUUUUUUAAGAGUUUGGUUAUUGAACUGGACAAAGAUCUUUAUGGACCUGACAACCAUCUUGUGGAGUGGCACAGAACUCCCACAACCCAGGAAACGGAUGGCUUCCAGGUGAAAAGACCCGGUGAUGUCAGUGUGCGGUGCACAUUACUCCUCAUGUUGGACUACCAGCCUCCACAGUUUAAACUGGACCCACGAUUAGCCCGUUUGCUGGGGAUACACACACAGACCCGAUCAGCCAUCAUCCAGGCUCUCUGGCAGUACAUCAAAACAAAUAAGCUGCAAGACUCCCAUGAUAAGGAAUACAUUAACUGCGACAAGUACUUCCAGCAGAUCUUUGACUGUCCACGACUAAAGUUUUCUGAAAUUCCUCAGAGACUCACUAACCUGCUGCUGCCACCAGACCCUAUAGUGAUAAACCAUAUAAUCAG